AUGGCCGAGGGAAGGUUCGUUUCUGUUUACUCAGUUGAAGAAUUCAUUUUAGAACAAGAAAACAAAAAUACCGCUCAAAAAACUGAAAGAGAUGUAAGAUUGCUUGAAAGAUUUUUGAAAACGAAGGACGAAGACAGGAAAAUUGAAGAUAUUCCAGCGGCUGAGUUGAAUGAAUUCAUUAGCGAAUUUGUUAUCUCCGUACGCACCAAAGAUGGCAACAAGUACGAGCCGACUUCGCUUCGAAGUUUAAUGGCCAGCUUCGAACGACAUUUGAAGAAAAAGGGCUAUUCUGCCAGCAUAAUCAACGACUUAGUCUUUGAGAAAACCAGAAAAGUUCUUCAAUCCAAGCAAAAGCAGCUAAAGAAGCAAGGAAAAGGGAAUAAACCGAAAGCAUCGGUAGCUUUGACAACCGAAGAGUUAAAGAUAUUGUACGAGAAGGGUUUGCUCGGUAUGUGUAGUCCUGAGGCGCUAUUAAACACACUCUGGCUAAACAACACUCUUCAUUUUGGAUUCCGUGGGUGCAAAGAAUAUCGUGAUAUGUGUUGGGGAGAUGUAAAGCUUCACAAAACGGCAAACGGAGUGGAAUACUUGGAGUUCAAUGAACGUCAAACGAAAACUAGAACUGGCUCAGAC
Molecule: messenger RNA, 633 nt
Organism: Pocillopora meandrina
Lineage: Eukaryota; Metazoa; Cnidaria; Anthozoa; Scleractinia; Pocilloporidae
Source: the annotation of a GenBank genome assembly